Molecule: messenger RNA, 1489 nt
Organism: Aegilops tauschii subsp. strangulata
Lineage: Eukaryota; Viridiplantae; Streptophyta; Magnoliopsida; Poales; Poaceae
Source: RefSeq, a predicted model, not a curated record
CACAAAAACCUUCCUGUUGCUCUGCUUUGGAGCUAGGUGCUACUCUUUUCUUUGCCCCUGCCCUUGCUUGUUUCUUCCUUGGCACUCGGGGUACUAUGGUACACCUCCGAGACAAGGUAUGGAUGAUCAGAGCAUGGGCUAGCACUGUUUGCACGCGGUGACCAUGGGGCGGACGAGCCAAAUCACGGGUUGUGGCCGCCCGCGUGCCCUGUAGCCGCCCUCUUCCUCCUCGUCUCGACGCCCAUCCUUAUCCUAGAGCUUCCCCGUGAGCUCCUGCAUUGUCCUGUGCCAGCCCCUCUCCUGUUUCGCUGUCAUCGAGCGCUGGCAGCCGUGCCCGUGAUGCUAGCCUCCCCUGUCCUCCAUUGGCGUCGAGCCCGAGAGCUCUCCCGUGUGUGCUAGAACCCUCCCCGUGGCUAUGUAAGCGCCCCCGAGUCCCCUCGCAGCUCUUCACCCCUCCCCCGCCUCUCUAGUCCACCGGAACGGCCUCACCUCGCCUCUGUUCGCCGCGUCCACCAUUGCCGCCUCGGCCUCGGCUCAAAUUCGAGCCAGCCGAGCCCCUCCUCCACCUCUAGCCACCAACAUCUUCUUCCCCACUCUCCGGAGCUCCUCUUCCACCCCUCACCCCUCGCUGGAGUAGUCAUGGACAUCAUCCCGCGUACGGCCACCGCUCGCCUUGUUCCUCUGUUGCCCGGAACCACCUCAUCCCUGCUCCUCCCCGACGUCCGUUUCCCCUCUGAAAGGACGCGACACGCCUCGCUGAUCCCGCUGGUGCCAUUCCCUCGCCUGGAGGUGGCCGGAGCCGCGAGCCCCAUCGCCGGUGCCCCUCCUAUGUACGCCAUCGCCGCCCUCGUCCCGUCCUCCCCCGACGCGCGUGGACCCCUGGUCAAGUGCGACAGCAUCUCCCGCACUCGCCGGUGGCUGGAUCUCGGCCGGAGACAACCGGAGCUAGCCAGGCCGCCCCCCCUCCCUGCUCCUCUGCUCUGGACGUCGGGAGAAAGAAGACGGGCGCGCGAGGAGGAAGAAAGGACCAGCCGGCCCCACCUGGACUUGUUUGUAGAAGAUUUUUCACAGAUUGGCCCCUAUACUUCCACACCUCGUAUCUUCGCGAUCGUAGCUCCGAUUGAGCCCCCUCCGGGAGAGAACUAUUUCUAGCGAAUCUUUCUGCGAUCCUUCCGCACUUCUCCCCGAGGGUUCCUUCAUCCCCAGUUUGCAGGUCAUGCCUUGUCUGCUUGCUUGUUUUGCCGAUAAUCUUGUGUCUGCGAGCUAGGAUAAAUGUUCCAGCCAGAGUCCCUACGGAGUGGAGUCCAUCGUCAUCAUCGUUGUUCCGCUGCUAGAAUCUAUCCCACUGCUAUGAGUUGUUCUGCUGCUUGCAUAGAGAAACCUUGGUAGGUGUAGUGUCGUCGUGUCGAUGUAGUCCCCUUGUACCCCUAUCGAUUGUAAUAAGAGGUGAUUUGUUCUAUGCCAAGCAGUGUCGUAUUCCAGAGACAUA